Molecule: messenger RNA, 1425 nt
Organism: Vigna angularis (adzuki bean)
Lineage: Eukaryota; Viridiplantae; Streptophyta; Magnoliopsida; Fabales; Fabaceae
Product: pectate lyase
Exons: 4
Coding region: 1-1317 (438 amino acids)
Molecular function (GO): pectate lyase activity
Source: RefSeq, a predicted model, not a curated record
AUGGAAUCUACCAAGUUCAAUUUGCUCUUCUUUUACGUAAUUUUUCUUGCAAUACUCCCCACCCUUAAGGCUAACAUAGGUCACAUGGACCAUGUCUGGCAUAGGCGAAUGAAGGAAGCAAGGGAAGCUGCAAAAAAGGCAUACAAGCCAAACCCCAUGAAAGUUACCGCUGAAUUCAAUACACAAGUCAUGAGAGCGUUGAAAGGCUCCAACAGCACGAGAAGGGACUUGAAGAGCAAUAGUAAAUGCACGCCGGCAAACCCAAUUGACCAAUGUUGGAGAUGUGACCAAAAUUGGGAUAAAAACCGAAAGAAGCUUGCAGAUUGUGUAAUGGGGUUUGCCCACGGCACAACCGGAGGCAAAGAUGGGAAAAUCUACGUGGUAAACGACAAUUCCGACAACGACCUACUGGACCCUAAACCAGGAACAUUGAGAUAUGCGGUUACUCGGCCAGAGCCACUGUGGAUCACUUUUUCGAAAAGCAUGAACAUUAAGCUGAAAGGAGAGCUUAUGCUAACGGCUAACAAGACGAUCGAUGCACGUGGUGCCAAUGUGCACAUCAAAGAUGGUGCCCAGAUAACGAUCCAGUACGUGAACAACAUUAUCAUUCACGGAUUGCACAUCCACGACAUUAAGCCAGUUAAAGGUGGACUUAUAAGAGAUUCCGUCACCCACUACGGCGUUCGCGCCACCAGUGACGGCGACGGGAUUUCCGUCUUUGGAUCCACGCAUAUUUGGCUUGAUCAUCUUUCCAUGACCAAUUGUUCUGAUGGCCUCAUCGAUGUCGUUAGUGCGUCAACUGCAGUUACCAUCUCCAACUGCCAUUUUGUCAAACACAACGACGUAACUUACUUCUAUGUUUUGUUAUUCGGCGCCACUGAUAGCUUCUCAGGAGAUAAAGUGAUGCAGGUGACUUUGGCUUUUAACCAUUUCGGGAAAGGAUUGGUUCAGAGAAUGCCGAGGUGCAGAUGGGGCUUCUUUCAUAUUGUUAACAACGACUACACUCACUGGCUAAUGUACGCCGUAGGUGGCAGCCAGCAACCCACCAUCAUCAGCCAGGGAAACCGUUUUGUCGCCCCGGAAGACAGGAAUGCAAAAGAAGUGACAAAAAGGACUGAGACAAAUUCAGAUGGGUGGAAGAAUUGGAAUUGGAGAUCGGAGGGUGAUUUAUUCGUGAAUGGAGCCUUCUUUGUGGAGUCAGGGAAAAAAGUUGCACAGCCUCCCAAGACAGACGUGAAAGCACAAUCUGCGAAGUCCGUGGCUUCUCUGACUAAAGAUGCAGGUCCUAUAAAAUGUGUUUUAAACAAGGCCUGCUGAACUAAACAUGGAGCACUGCACGCUCAAAAUAGAGAGCUUGCAAAACACAUACAAAUAUAUAUAUUAUGUAUAUAAGAGUCAUGUACAGUCAGACCGAACGCGAAUGCU